Molecule: messenger RNA, 4188 nt
Organism: Pedinophyceae sp. YPF-701
Lineage: Eukaryota; Viridiplantae; Chlorophyta; Pedinophyceae
Source: the annotation of a GenBank genome assembly
AUGGCGCCCACCUGCACCGGCCUCGCCGGCGCCAAGGUCCCCGUGGCCGCGGGGACCCGCCGCGCCGCGCGCACGAGGCACAUCACCCGCGCCGCUAGCAACCCGCAGCCACGCAAGUCGGGCGUCGCGCGCGUCGCCACGGACAAGAUGGCGGCAAGCGCGCCCGUCAAGGUCAACAUCGGCGACGGACCCGGGGGCGGCGGCUUCACGACGAUCGACCCCAACUCGCGCCGCAUCAAGCCGGACGCGAAGGGCCGCAAGGUGAUCAAGGUGACGUACACGGUGUUGGAGGCCCAGUACCAGAGCGCGCUGUCGACCGCGGUGAAGAAGAUCAACGACACGAACCAGGAGAUCUGCUUCGAGAUCGUGGGCUACCUGCUCGAGGAGCUCCGCGACGACAAGAACCUGGAGAUGUUCCGCGAGGACGUGGCGUCGUCCAACGUCUUCAUCGGCUCGCUCAUCUUCAUCGAGGAGCUGGCGGAGCGCAUCGUGGGCGUCGUGCAGCCGCUGCGCGAGGAGCUGGACGCGUGCCUGAUCUUCCCGUCGAUGCCCCAGGUGAUGAAGCUGAACAAGCUCGGGUCGUUCUCCAUGUCGCAGCUCGGGCAGUCGAAGAGCGCCAUGAGCGACUUCAUCAAGAGCGCGCGCAAGAACAACGACAACUUCGAGGAGGGCCUCCUCAAGCUCGUCCGCACGCUGCCCAAGGUCCUCAAGUUCCUCCCCUCGGACAAGGCCCAGGACGCGCGCAACUUCGUCCUCUCGCUCCAGUACUGGGUCGGCGGCGACAAGCAGAACCUCGAGAACCUCCUCCUCAACGUCGCGCAGCAGUACGUCCCCGGCUGCGAGAACGUCGGCACCGAGGGCGCCAUCGCCGAGCCCGUCGAGUACCCCGAGACGGGCAUCUGGCACCCGCUCGGCGGCAUCUACGAGGACCUCAAGGAGUAUCUCAACUGGUACGACACGCGCAAGGACAUGGCGCCCGGGCCCGACGCGCCCGUCAUCGGGCUCGUGCUGCAGCGCUCGCACAUCGUGACCGGCGACUCGGGCCACUACGACGGCGUCGUCACCGCGCUCGAGGCGCGCGGCGUCCGCGUGAUCCCCGUCUUUGCCGGCGGCCUCGACUUCUCCGUGCCCGUGAACAAGUUCUUCUACGACCCGCUCGGGUCCGGGACGACGUACGUGGACACGGUCAUCUCGCUGACGGGCUUCGCGCUCGUCGGCGGGCCGGCGCGCCAGGACGCGCCCAAGGCCAUCGAUGCGCUCAAGAGGCUCGACGUGCCGUACCUGGUGUCGGUGCCGCUGGUGUUCCAGACGACGAACGAGUGGCAGGACUCGGACCUCGGCGUGCACCCCGUGCAGGUCGCGCUGCAGGUCGCGCUCCCGGAGCUCGACGGAGCCAUUGAGCCGGUGGUGUUCGCGGGCCGCGAGCCGCAGUCGGGCAAGUCGGCCGCGCUGCCGGACCGCGUGGAGGUCGUGGUCGAGCGCGCGAUCCGCUGGGCGCGCCUGCGCAAGAAGAAGAACGCCGAGAAGAAGCUCGCCAUCACGGUGUUCUCCUUCCCGCCCGACAAGGGCAACGUCGGCACCGCCGCCUACCUCAACGUGUUCGGGUCGAUCUUCAAGGUCCUGCAGAACCUCAAGCGCCAGGGCUACGACGUCGGGCAGCUCCCGAUGACGGAGAAGGCGCUCAUCGAGUCGGUCCUGCACGACCAGGAGGCCAAGUUCAACUCGGAGGAGCUCAACAUCGCCUACAAGAUGGAGGUCGACGAGUACCAGCGCCUCUGCCCGUACGCCGACGCGCUCGAGGAGAACUGGGGCAAGCCGCCCGGCCAGCUCAACACCAACGGGCAGCAGCUCCUCGUCUACGGCAAGCAGUUCGGCAACGUGUUCAUCGGCGUGCAGCCCACGUUCGGGUACGAGGGCGACCCGAUGCGCCUGCUCUUCUCGCGCUCGGCGUCGCCGCACCACGGCUUCGCGGCGUACUACACGUUCGUCGAGAAGAUCUUCGGCGCCGACGCCGUGCUGCACUUCGGCACGCACGGCUCGCUCGAGUUCAUGCCCGGGAAGCAGGUGGGCAUGGCGGGCACGUGCUACCCGGACUCGCUCAUCGGCACGCUGCCCAACCUCUACUACUACGCGGCCAACAACCCGUCGGAGGCCACGAUCGCCAAGCGCCGGUCGUACGCCAACACCAUUUCGUACCUGACGCCGCCGGCGGAGAAUGCGGGCCUGUACAAGGGCCUCAAGGAGCUCAAGGAGCUCAUCUCGAGCUACCAGGGCCUCAAGGACGGCGGCCGCGGGCCCGCCAUCUGCAACUCGAUCGUCGCCACGGCGCGCGAGUGCAACCUGGACCGCGACGUGAAGCUGCCCACGCUCGAGGAGGACACCAAGGACCUGACGGCGGACGAGCGCGACCUCAUCGUCGGCAACGUGUACCGCAAGCUGAUGGAGAUCGAGUCGCGCCUGCUGCCGUGCGGCCUGCACGUGGUGGGCGUGCCGCCCACGGCGACGGAGGCGGUGGCGACGCUGGUGAACAUCGCGGAGAUCGACCGGCCGGAGAACAACCCGCCGCUGCUGGGCCUGCCGACGAUCCUGGCGCGCGCGGCCGGGCGCGACAUCGAGGAGGUUUACGCCGGCAACAACGCGGGCAACCUGGACGACGUGCAGUUCCUGCAGGACAUCACCGAGACGGCGCGCGCGUGCGUGAGCAAGUUCGUCGCCGCGCGCACGGGCAUCGACGGGCGCAUCGGCUUCAACCUGUGGUCGGAGGUCGGCAAGUGGUUUGGUGUGUCGGAGGACCCCUGGGUGGCCGCGGUGCGCAACACCAAGUUCGCGUCGGCCGACCGCGACGAGCUGCGCAAGCUGUUCGACUUCAUCGAGUUCUGCCUGACCCAGGCGGUCAAGGACAACGAGGUCGGCGCGCUGGUCGAGGCCCUCGACGGCAAGUUCACCAUGCCGGGCCCCGGCGGCGACCCGAUCCGCAACCCGAACGUCCUGCCGACGGGCAAGAACAUCCACGCGCUCGACCCCCAGUCGAUCCCGACCAGCGCCGCGCUCGCGAACGCCAAGGUCGUGGUGGACCGCCUGCUGGAGCGCCAGCGUGAGGAGAACGACGGCAAGUACCCGGAGUCGAUCGCGGUGGUGCUGUGGGGCACGGACAACAUCAAGACGUACGGCGAGUCGCUGGCGCAGGUGAUGUGGAUGGUCGGCGUGCGCCCGAAGCCGGACGCGCUGGGCCGCGUGAACAAGCUGGAGGUCAUCCCGCUGGAGGAGCUCGGCCGCCCGCGCAUCGACGUGGUGGUCAACUGCUCGGGCGUGUUCCGCGACCUGUUCGUCAACCAGAUGGCGCUGCUCGACCGCGCGAUCAAGAUGGCCGCCGAGCAGGACGAGCCCCUGGAGAUGAACUACGUGCGCAAGAACGCCAUGGAGCAGGCCGAGCGCGACGGCAUGACGCUGCGCCAGGCCGCCUCGCGCGUGUUCUCCAACGCCUCGGGCUCGUACUCGUCGAACGUCAACCUGGCCGUCGAGAACUCGUCGUGGCAGGACGAGCAGCAGCUCCAGGAGAUGUACCUGUCGCGCAAGGCCUUCGCCUUCGACUCGGACCGCCCGGGCGCCGGCGGGCAGAUGAACCGCGAGGUGUUCGAGUCGGCGCUGAAGAAGGUCGACGUGACGUUCCAGAACCUGGACUCGUCGGAGAUUUCGCUGACGGACGUGUCGCACUACUUCGACAGCGACCCGACGAACCUGGUGCAGGGCCUGCGCGCGGACGGCAAGAAGCCCGCGUCGUUCAUCGCCGACACGACGACGGCGAACGCGCAGGUGCGCUCGCUGGGCGAGACGGUCCGCCUCGACGCGCGCACCAAGCUGCUCAACCCCAAGUGGUACGAGGGCAUGCUCGGCUCGGGCUACGAGGGCGUGCGCGAGAUCCAGAAGCGCCUCACCAACACCAUGGGCUGGUCGGCCACCUCGGGCCAGGUCGACAACUGGGUCUACGACGAGGCCAACUCCACCUUCAUCGAGGACGAGGAGAUGGCCAAGCGCCUGAUGGACACCAACCCGGCCUCGUUCCGGAAGCUGGUGUCGACCUUCCUCGAGGCGUACGGCCGCGGGUACUGGGACGCCACCGACGAGCAGCUCGAGCGUCUCAAGCAGCUGUACAUGGACACGGAGGACAAGAUCGAGGGCGUCGAGUAA